This is a messenger RNA of Lentinula edodes (shiitake mushroom), 691 nucleotides long. RefSeq names its product RBP11-like subunits of RNA polymerase. The record is from RefSeq and is a predicted model, not a curated record. Gene Ontology annotation, cellular component: RNA polymerase III complex; RNA polymerase I complex. Gene Ontology annotation, biological process: DNA-templated transcription. Gene Ontology annotation, molecular function: protein dimerization activity; DNA-directed RNA polymerase activity; DNA binding. NCBI's taxonomy places the organism in Eukaryota, Fungi, Basidiomycota, Agaricomycetes, Agaricales, Omphalotaceae. Bases 102 to 443 code for a protein of 113 amino acids. The transcript is spliced from 6 exons.
AAUAUCCCGUGCGUUUCUUUUCCACGCUCAGUCAAGGCCUCAUCCUACACGUCCCUACAUAUAUUCCUUCAAUCUCAUUUCUGCCCUCUGUUGACAGCGACAUGGCAACUGCUGAAACCCCCCCAAAAAUUCGCAUUAUGAAAGGCGCCUCAUCUGAUCUUUCUGCCGCAACAUACCAGGUCUACGAUGAAUCACAUACUAUGGGAAAUGCGCUACGCUGGAUGAUCAUGAAGAAUCCAAAAGUUGAAUUUUGUGGGUACAGUGUGCCUCAUCCUUCAGAACCAAACAUUCAGAUUCGGAUUCAGAUGUAUGAUAAUCUUUCAUCAUUGCAAGCUCUAAUCAAGGCCCUUGACGACCUUGACAAUCUCUGCGAUACAAUCAACGAGGCGUAUACGGAGAGUCUCCAGAGCGAUGAAUACGAGAGAUGGGAUGAAAAAAGUUAAGAGGGCGGAUUGAGUGUCGCAGACUCCGUUGUCGUAUCCAUACUUCUUGUCAUUUAUUAUUCUUGUAUACUCCGCAUGGGCUGCUCUAUAAUAUUACUACUUCUCCUGCCAUUGAUGCAAUUAGCUCAGAAUUUUUCAUGAAAACUCGUAUCCUCAAUGCUUUAGGUGCUGUCUUCGGGACAAUGACAUAGCUAGUAGCAAUCUUCAGAUAAGAGUCAUGAUAAUCUAAGGAGAUUUGCGGAAACUAA